AAUCUCAUUAAUCAUCAACCUAAUGAUGAACUGUUAUGCAAUUCAAAUAUUUAUUCAUAAAAUCAGUAUGCAACCCAACGAGCCCAUUUAUCCUUUUUGCAGAUUCAUCGUUUUCUUUUGCGGCUUUUCUGCAAACGCAGGAAACAGGUGAAAAAAUGUGGAAUUUUACUUUGCGCGAUUUCACGAAACAAGCAAAAAUAAUUUCGAUUUGUUAACAGUUUCGUAUAUUCAAUUUUAGUUUGAACGAUACGUUCUUCAAACUGAAAUGGAUUUAAAAGUACUGUUGUUUUUCUUGUAUUUCGGAUGCGCUUUUGCCAGGCAAAUAUUGCAGGAUGCUGAUAGAGACGUAGAUUGGAUGGGCGUCAGUAAAAAGGAACCAAUUGUUAAUGCUAAUUAUAAGUAUGAAGGUUUUGAGAAUUCGGAUAAUUCCAAGAGAUCGCAUGCGGAUGAUAAGUAUGCGAAAUACAAGUGCAUGCAGACUUUCGAUUUGCAGGAGAGGGCGAGCGAUGUUGUGUAUGCGAACAAUUUGCGUGAGGAGGUGUCCAAAUUGCAGGAUCUGGUGCAGGUGUUGCGUGACCAACAAUAUAUUCUGAAAAUUCUCAACGAGAUGGACUCUAAUAAUCACCAGGACUUCAUUCCGCAUUCUAUGCUGAAGCACUUGAAGAAGAUAGAUGAAGAAAAGGAGGACUUUGAUAUAAGGCAAAACGUAGAUGGUAACAACGAGGUCGAUAUGCUGAGGAAAGAGAUCGAAGCUUUAAAGUCUACCAUCUCCAAGCCGAAGGAAUACAGGAAGCUGGACGAUGAGAUGCACCUUCAACGUGACGAAAUACUAUUACUGAAGAACAUGUUGGAUAAGGUUCUCAACAAAAACGAUGCCGGUAAUUAUGGAAAGGAGAAAAGCAAUGUUACACAAAUGAUUUACGAGUUGUCGAAAAUCGAAAAUAAAUUGGGACAUAUUUCCAAUAAGAAUAAUACUGAAGAAAUUUUAGGUUCGGCUGCGCCGAAUUUACCUACGAAACAAAACUUAUCUUCAAUUCACAAUUUAUCCAGAUCCGCGAAACAAAACGACAUGGAGUCGAUAAUGUCUUUACUAGGGAGAAAGGCUAAAAGCAACGUGGAUAACGACGAAAUUACGAUUUUACUCAAGAAAUUGAGCAAGCAAAGCAAAACUAAUUCGCUGGAGUUGGAUGAGGAUGAUGUGCAGGAGCAGCUGUUGGAUCUGCAAAAGAAGCUGAAGAAGAAAAAGAAGAAGAAGACUAGUAUGGAGGAUCAACUCAAGAAAUUGGAGAAACAGAUCAAAUUGCAGAGCAAAACAAUUGAUGAUGAUGAUGAUGAUAUUGACGAUGAUGAUGAUGAAAGCGAUUCUAAGGCUCAGAUGAAGAAAAUACAAUUAGCUUUGAAGAAGUUAAAAAAGAAAGAAAAAGUGCAGAGCAAAACUGAUGAUGACGAUGAUGAUAUGGAGAGUCAAUUGAAGCAAUUGGCAGUGGUCAUUAGAGGUAUGCAAUCUAAAAACGAAGAAGAUGAAAACGAUGGGUCCGAAUUUAAUCUGCAUUUGAAUAAAUUGAUUUCGAAAAAUAACGGACCUAAACUAAGUCAAUCGGAAAUCAGGGUUUUGAGGAAAAAGAUCAUGGCCAUGAAACAAGGAAAUCAUAAUAAUAACAACCAUCAUAACAAUAAUAAUGAUGAUGAUGAAGAUGAUAAACCGGUCUUCAGCUACGAAGAAAUCGGUAGCGAGGAAGAUUAUCCGAAGCACUACAAUCCUCCCAAUCAUUACCAGUACGGUUACAGUAAGAAAACUCAAUUCGGUGCUUAUCCAAAUCCCAAUUACGGAUACAAUCCGUACUACAAUCCGAACAUCAAUUACAACCAAUACAGUGCAAAUCAGAAUUACUAUCCAAGACCGAAUCAUUAUCAAAAACAGUUUGUACCAAAUCCACCUCCUUAUAAUCCGAACAGCAAUAUUGUUAAUAACAACAAUUACGAUUCUAAUGCCAACUACAAGCCGAGUUACUCGAGCACUGUUAAACAGUAUGCAAAUCCGCAGUAUUCGCAGGAUGCCAAAGUACCAGCACAUCCGGCACCGCAAAUUCAGUAUGCGCCACCGAAAGCAGAAGAGGUUCAUCCGCAACCUGCAUACGCCCCACCGCCAGUGAAAAGCUCGCCGCAAUUUUUUCCAGCUCCAUCUCAGCAGAAAAUUUCUACGCCGACUUACAAUCCGAAUCCUCCGCAGAAUCUGCAAGAACCGUACGACCAUCCACUACAAAAUCCGAGCCCUGAGCAGAAAGUUUCCGAUCUGAAGAAUCAAAUUUACGAACUGCAAGGCGUCAUCGACACGUUCAACAAACCGGAAUAUCUUCAGCAACCUGAAGAUAAAGAAACCGUGUACAAUUUGGACAGGCAAAUCAAAGAUCUGAAAGUCGUUAUAAACAAUAUAACUCAAGACUAUCCAACUUAUCAGAACACAGAGGAAGUUAAACCACCAGUUGUUCCUGCAGCCAGAUACUCAAGAGUUACAGAGGAGCCGGAGUUUCGCAAUUACGAUUUGCGUAAGCAUCGUAAGAUUUUAGAUUUGUCCAAAAGGGACGUGUCGUUUGCAGGUGAAGAUGAUUCCUCACCGAAAAUAGAGAAUUGCGACGAAAAUUACGCGUUCAAACCCAAUCCGAAGAAUAAUGUAAAAAAAACGAGGAAUAAACGCAAUGGCGAGAGCAGCGAAGAGGCGGAAUCUGCACUUGGUGUGCUUACUUCUCUUUUCGGGCAAGCGUUAGGAGCGAGCGAAGAAGAGGCGGAAGAUGUAAGAGCUAGAGGUAGUAAAACCCAGCCUAAAGUUUUCGGCGACGUGGAAAGGCGGAUCGAGGAGCUCAAGAAACAGUUAGGCUCAGUUAAUCCGCGAAGCAAUUACUAUCAGCCCUACUAUCCUGGCUACGCAGACGAGGCGGUUGAAGAGGAGAAGGAAAGUAAAGAUUUAUUUAAGACUAAGAAAAAGAGUAAAAAGUUAGAUUUGUUCGAAAAGAUAUUCGAUAAGAUAUUAAAUAAAGUAAUUGAUAAAGCCAAAGUAGCGUUACCUAAGCUUCUGGAGGCUUUAGUUGGUAAACUGGACUUUAGUAGUUAUUAUGCAGACGAUGGGUACGGCGAUGGAUAUGGUAACGGAGGCUACCAGAUGGACAAGAGUUACAAAUCCAAUUUCGGUCUAUCCGGUAUCCUGCCGAUGAUCGUAAUCAAAGUCAUAUCGAACAUCAGUUACUUCGUUAGUUAUCUGCAGAAAUAUAGGUUCCUUAGAGUCUUUUUAGUACCAGCUCUUGUACUGUUAAUUGUUGCUGGAGCUAUAAUAUUUUUAGUUUGGUGGAUGCAACCAUCCGACGAUUACCAACAGACCAAUUACAAUGUUAAUUCCAAUUACGAAGGUGGCAGCAAUUAUGGAAACAACUACAAUACGUAUGGUAGUCCUGGAUACAGCAAAAAAUAUUCACCCAAUAGCUAUAGUAAACCGAAUUAUAAUAAUUAUAGAUCUUCGGAAAAUCAAAUAAAUGACUAGACUUA
Nicrophorus vespilloides is the source of this 3537-nucleotide messenger RNA. Its product is annotated as bromodomain-containing protein DDB_G0280777-like. The transcript is spliced from 3 exons. Lineage: Eukaryota; Metazoa; Arthropoda; Insecta; Coleoptera; Silphidae. Bases 266 to 3532 code for a protein of 1088 amino acids. The record is from RefSeq and is a predicted model, not a curated record.